AUGCCGCAUCGUCCAGGUACGGGUAAUGACGCCUUUGUGCAGAAAACCAUGGACCUAGUUGUGCAACUACCUUAUCCUAGCCUAUUAGGUUGUUUACGGGGUCCUUACCCAUUUUUGACGUCACCACCCGUAGCACCCACACACUUCAAUGCAUCAGGUCACAAAUUGGCCACGCUGUUCCCAUCAAUCCAAUGCUGUCUAGCGUUGAUGUUUGCUGCUGAAAGAUAUGCUGAUGCAAGACUACGAGCUGAUACGGAAAAUAUCAUCGGAAGCACUUUUCAUCUGCAAAUGGAUCUCCUCCGAUCCUACAUAUCGAUGAUGGAGCGAGUUGUCAACGACCAUGGAAUGUGCUCUACUCACCAACAUUCGUCUGCCCCAACAGAAGCGGAACUUCUGGCCCAUUCGCCAGGAGGCCAGUGCGGGUCCCCUUCUCUGGGCACCCCACACAACGACUCCGGGUUUUGUUCUGGA
Cylicostephanus goldi is the source of this 471-nucleotide messenger RNA. NCBI's taxonomy places the organism in Eukaryota, Metazoa, Nematoda, Chromadorea, Rhabditida, Strongylidae. The record is from the annotation of a GenBank genome assembly.